Plectropomus leopardus (leopard coralgrouper) is the source of this 439-nucleotide messenger RNA. Lineage: Eukaryota; Metazoa; Chordata; Actinopteri; Perciformes; Serranidae. The record is from RefSeq and is a predicted model, not a curated record.
ACAUGAUAUCUCCUAACGCACAGUACGCAGCUACGGAAGCCCGGGAGUUGGUUUACCCAGCUAGCGAGCCAGCUUCCUCAAAAUGGCCAGCCUGAGGAGGGUCGCCGCCGUCCUGAGGAAUGUUUUUAGGAGUCCUCGCCCACUGAAAGGUGUCUCAUUGAGCCGUGCUGUCGGACCCGGUGUUCUGAGCUGUGUCAUCGGAACCGGGGUCAUCUAUUACCACUAUCAUGCUUACUACAGGACUCUGCCCUUCACCGUUCAUGCCGACGCACCGAAAGAAGCUGCAGCCCCUCAGCUGUCUGCCAGAAAGAUCCGUUUCAACCAGUUUGCCUCAGUGGUCUACGAGCACGAGCCCUACAUGACCCCCAGAGACUUCCUGUUCUCAGUGAUGCUGGAGAAUGUUGACCGUAAGCUGCACCGACACACCUUCAGUUUGACA